This is a messenger RNA of Cyclocybe aegerita, 1338 nucleotides long. NCBI's taxonomy places the organism in Eukaryota, Fungi, Basidiomycota, Agaricomycetes, Agaricales, Hemipholiotaceae. The record is from the annotation of a GenBank genome assembly.
AUGCGGAGCGGUGCCGUGCCGUCGUCACCCCUCCCUGGUCGGAAUUCCUCCAAUUCGUUGUGGAAAAGACGUAUUCACUCUGCAUCCCCCAUUACAGGCGGUCAGCAGCCGUUCCGCCUACUCGUCAUCUCGCCCGGCCAACCCAUCCGCAAUUUCUCCAUUCCGACUAACGCUGUUCAAAACGAUGCUGGAUCAUUCACGACGCAGCUCCUCCUCAAUCAACACCAGCGUGUUUUAUUAAGCAUGUCGGAUGCGACCGGAGUGACCGCGGGUGGGAUAACGAGUUUGUUGACAGUGGGAGCGUCAAUGAGUGGUGCCCAGUGCAAUACAACCAGCCCUGUUCCAGAUUUCUUCUUCUCGUUGGAUGGUGACCUGGAGGAAUGCAAAUCAUACCCCUUCACACUGUACUCUGGCGCCGUGCAGCCCAUUACAAUUACUGGCUUCAUUCCGAAUGGACAGUCUUUCCAAAUCACACCAACCAUCGGUGACAGCUAUACAUGGAAGAACAACCUAACCGCUGGCACAUCCGUUUCAUUCUCCAUGACGGACUCCCAAGGUCGGACCGGAGGAACCUCCGAUAUUCGCGUCGUUAAGUUGUCGGGCGACCAGUCUUGCCUGAGCACCUCGACCUCAGCUGGUACCAGUUCUACUACCACUUCAAGCGGAAGUCAAAAUACAGACUCGGGCGGUACAGGUGGUUCGAACGAAGGAAAGAAAUCUAACGUAGCUGCGAUCGCGGGUGGUGCGGCUGCGGGUGUGGUUGCUCUGCUCCUCGCGGGUCUCCUCGCGUUCCUCUUCAUGAGAAGGAAGAAGACUCAGCCCAGCCAGAAGACCGACCUUACUGCCGUUCCUUUCUUACCGGCCCCUCCCGAUGAUGGAUCUCAAGGACAUCGUCCAGUCUUUCGAGCGCAGUCGCCCCAGUCGACGCACAACACGCAUGGCAGUAUCUCCCAGAAAGGUCUCCUUUCACAUUCAAGCCAUCCUUCGUUUUCAGGAUCUCCCAAUACCAGUCCUAUGAUGUCAGAAUUCGGAGCGGAUCAGACCAGACUACAGCCGGGACCGUCAUUGUCAGGGUAUCCACCACACCGUCCGCUGAGCGCAGAAAGCUUGUCUGGAGGACACUCGCAAUACCCUCCACAACCUCCGCAACGUGUCAUCCUUCAUACCGACAUUGCAGAAUCCAUGCCUAUGGAUGAACCAUUGGAACUGCCACCUCAAUAUUCAGCCGGUCGAGCACCCAUUCCAGGACUACCGUCGUCAACAACACCUGCCCUUCUUCCGCCAGAGUCAUCGUCAUCAUCAAAUGGAGGAGGUUUGUCUGGAAAGAUUCGGUCGUAG